Phragmites australis (common reed) is the source of this 1065-nucleotide messenger RNA. Its product is annotated as PRA1 family protein A1-like. The transcript has 8 exons. NCBI's taxonomy places the organism in Eukaryota, Viridiplantae, Streptophyta, Magnoliopsida, Poales, Poaceae. Gene Ontology annotation, cellular component: membrane. The record is from RefSeq and is a predicted model, not a curated record. Bases 167 to 796 code for a protein of 209 amino acids.
UCCAAGGCCAGGCCGAAGCCGAACCGCCGAACGGCUCCAACGGACCCCAACUUCCGGCCUUCCCAGUUCCCGUCGAACCAUCUAAGAAGCGCCGCCGUCUCCUCGCUAGGGUCUGGACUUCGGAGUCGACGGCGAGCUCAUCGGCACCGGCGGAGGCGGCGGCACGAUGGACUGGAGCUCUGUGACGGCGGAGGACCUGGUGGACGCGCUUCGGGAGGUGGAAUGGUCUACGCCGCCGCGCCCCGUCUCCGAGUUCUUCUUCCGCUUCACCGCCCCCCGAUCCUACUCCAAGUGGAUUAGCCGCCUCAAAUGCAACCUCUACUACUACCGGACGAACUACUUCAUCUUGAUAAUGUUCAUUCUUGGAAUGGGCUUUCUUCGGAAGCCAGUUGCCAUCCUUGCAGCUUUAGCAACUGGCCUCAGCAUUGCAUUUCUCAACGACAGUUUUGCAGUUACAUUCAAUGAGAAAGUCACAAGGACUGUCAGACAAUUUUCACCACACUUAGCUGCAAAGAUGAGGCCACCCAUAACGCCUGUCAUCCGAGGCCGACCAAGUAAAAGAAGAUCAAUUCAUAUCUGUGGCCAACCUCGGUGGGUCUUUGUCCUGUUAUUUUCUGCAGUUAGCUGCAUGCUCUGGUUGACCUCAUGCAGCCUCCUCACGAUUUUGUGGGCACUACUUAUUGGUCUACUUGGAACCUUGCUGCAUGCCAGCUUCAGAACACCUAACCUGAAAGCACGUCUGAACACGUUCAGGGAGGAAUUUCGAGCAGUAUGGCGAAAUUAUAGCGAGCUGUAAAUGUCUUCUUUGCUUGUCCCAUGUUUAGCCAAGCGCCAAAACUCGACAUGCUGUUUGUAGGUCCUUUCUCGAAGGAGAUUUCGCCAAGGUCUUAGAAUGUCAUCGGAUUGCAAAUCUGUAUGUAUCAUUAGAUGGUGAUAUAUCUCAGUGUCCACCGUGGUUUUAGCUACUUGUCUAGAGCGUGAUCUUUGUUUCCAAAGUUAGGGGGAAAACCUUGGCGAUAUGGUCGUAUACAGCUACUCUCGAGUGAACAAAGAUAUUGUUUUUGA